GAGGACAUCACCACGAUCUUUGUUGUUGGCUUCCCCGAGGAUAUGCAGGAGCGAGAGUUCCAGAACAUGUUCACUUUCUCCUCCGGCUUCGAGGCCGCCACCCUCAAGAUUCCAUCUCCUGGCGAGUCCGAGGAGAGCGGCGGCCGUAAGCAAAUUAUUGGCUUUGCCAAGUUCCGAACCCGCCACGAGGCCCAGGAGGCCCGCGAUCUCCUCACCGGCCGCAAGGUCGACGCCGAGCGGGGGUGCAUCCUCAAGGCCGAGAUGGCCAAGAAGAACCUGCACACCAAGCGCGGUCUUUCCAACGACCUGAUCAACACCUAUGGCUCGCCCGCUGGUCCGCGCAGGCUCAACAGCCACACCCAAAAGCUCCUCAACGACCCGCUCAACGACGCCCACUCGUACGACAGCCCCCUCCCGAUCCCAAAGGAUCUGCGCGAUCUCAUCAGCCCCACCGACAUUUUUGAAUUCUUCUCGGCGCCGCCCGAGCGCGAGGUGCCCAACUUUUUGUCGCAUCGUCAAGAGUCCUACCACGACUCGCUCUACCCGGAGCCCCUGAUGCCCGGCUCCUUCGCAAACGACAUGCUCGACAUGCCGACCCCAUCCCGCUUUGCCAGCGCCUCGGUGCCCCUCCCGACCCCCACGUCCACGCCCACCACCAUCCCCAACCCGCGCUCGGGCCUGUACAUGCCUCUGGAUUCCACAAGUUACAACCGGAACGGCGCCAACAACGGCGACAGCAACCUGCCCUGCAACACCCUCUAUGUCGGCAACCUUCCCAUGAACGCCUCCGAGGACGAGCUGCGAAAGAUCUUUUCGCGGUGCAUGGGCUACAAGCGCAUGUCGUUCAAGCUCCGCCCCAACGGACCCAUGUGCUUUGUCGAGUUUGAGGACGUCAGCUACGCGGCCCUUGCCUUGCAGGAGCUCAACGGCCAGCACCUGACCAGCUCCAUGAAAGGCGGCAUCCGCCUGAGCUUCUCCAAAAACCCCCUGGGCGUGCGCUCGGCCGUGCCCUCCUCUCCUAUGACCAACUCGGCAUUCCCAUACCCCCCUGUGACCACCGCCCCCGCCGUUGCGGCCUCGGUCACAGCAGCUGCCAAUGCCACGGUCUCGCAGGCCCUCAUCGACAAGGAAAACCGCGGUGGCCUGCAGCUGAUCCACGGUCACUGA
Molecule: messenger RNA, 1167 nt
Organism: Polychytrium aggregatum
Lineage: Eukaryota; Fungi; Chytridiomycota; Chytridiomycetes; Polychytriales
Exons: 4
Molecular function (GO): mRNA binding
Source: RefSeq, a predicted model, not a curated record